UCCAUGAGAGGCAGGGCCAGUGGACCACCUGCAGCGCCUCGCGAGGCAGGGCCAGUGGGACGACGCCAUCAAGUACGACGUCCGCUUCAUGCCCAAGGUCGACGCGAUGCUCGGCGAGGAGGGGAGGCUCCUCUUCAGCUUCAUCAAUGUGCACAGAACCAUCCACUCCAUCUCCAUCCGCAUGCUGCACGGCGCCCUUAUGACUGAGUUUUAUGAGCGCGACCUCAGCAUGUAUCCCAACGCCCCCUCCGGCGCCGUCAGGCGCACCCGCUUGCUCUCGGCCUUGCACCGCAACGAGAAGCUCAGGGCCGCCAUCGACUGGCAACUCGUGAGGAACAGGGCUGCGGAGAUCGCCAAGGAUUUGAUCGCCAAGACCCUCGAGUUCAAUGACCUGCUGCGGUUGCCCAACUGUCGGGAUAAGCCACACAACAUUCUCCUUAUCCGAUCCUGCAGCAGUUUUGCUGGACACAUAUGUGGAUUCGGAACUGACUAG
Molecule: messenger RNA, 493 nt
Organism: Triticum dicoccoides
Lineage: Eukaryota; Viridiplantae; Streptophyta; Magnoliopsida; Poales; Poaceae
Exons: 3
Coding region: 89-493 (134 amino acids)
Source: RefSeq, a predicted model, not a curated record